AUGCAAGACAUGAGAGAAUCUGCGUCCGAGCCAUCUAGAGCGCUCUCAACUUCAAAUGGCGCCGCAGUGAACAGCCAACAGCCUCCACCACACUAUCCCAACCCCCCUGCCACGACAACAAAAGAAACGGAUAACAUCCCUUCGUUCCCCUCUUCGACAACCACCGCAACAACAGUCGAAUCCUCCCCCUCACUCUCCGCCGUCGUCGCCGACGUCCACCAGCGCGUCCAGUCCUUCCUCCAAGAAUCACACCCCCCAGAUUCCCUUCUCGCCGCCGUCCAACGACAGACCCGCAUCUCACUGGACGUCAUCGCAACAGCCCUAUCCCGCUACAAGCUCUCCGAACUCUCCCUCUCCUACAACGGCGGCAAAGACUGUCUCGUCCUGCUCAUCCUCUUCCUCGCCAGUCUCCACCCGCAUCCAACCCCCGAGGAAGGCGGCCUCGCCUAUAUCCCCGCCAUCUACGCCCUCCCUCCCGAUUCUUUCCCUGCAGUCGAGGAGUUCGUCCAGUGGUCCUCGCGCGCCUACCACCUCGCAAUCGUGAGAUUCACCACCGAGCCGCCCCGCACCACCCUCAAGUCAAGCUUCGAGCACUACCUCUCCCUCAACCCGUCCAUCAAAGCCAUCUUCGUCGGGACCCGGCGCACUGACCCGCACGGGGCCAAUCUGACCCAUUUCGAUCCUACCGAUAGCGGAUGGCCUGAUUUUAUGCGCAUUCACCCUGUCAUUGACUGGCACUACGCGGAGAUCUGGGCUUUCAUUCGUCACUUGGGUCUUAAGUAUUGCUCCCUCUAUGAUCGAGGUUACACUAGCCUAGGAGGCACUUCAGAUACCCACCCGAAUCCCAAGUUGCGUGUGGAACACAGCGCCGAUUCAGGUCAAGGCGCUGCAGACGGUACACAAUCUCAGCACUACCGACCAGCCUACGAGUUGACCGAGGACCAGGAGGAGAGGCUGGGACGCAGCAAAUAG
Molecule: messenger RNA, 972 nt
Organism: Aspergillus fischeri NRRL 181
Lineage: Eukaryota; Fungi; Ascomycota; Eurotiomycetes; Eurotiales; Aspergillaceae
Product: FAD synthase
Exons: 1
Coding region: 1-972 (323 amino acids)
Biological process (GO): FAD biosynthetic process
Molecular function (GO): FMN adenylyltransferase activity
Source: RefSeq, a predicted model, not a curated record